Diaporthe citri is the source of this 1137-nucleotide messenger RNA. RefSeq lists its product as uncharacterized. Gene Ontology annotation, cellular component: cytosol. Lineage: Eukaryota; Fungi; Ascomycota; Sordariomycetes; Diaporthales; Diaporthaceae. The coding region runs from base 1 to 1137 and encodes 378 amino acids. The record is from RefSeq and is a predicted model, not a curated record. The transcript has 4 exons. Gene Ontology annotation, molecular function: oxidoreductase activity, acting on the CH-OH group of donors, NAD or NADP as acceptor; NAD binding; formate dehydrogenase (NAD+) activity.
AUGUCGAUCCGGUCGCUGACAGGUUUCCCUCGUGAAAAGGUCAAGGUGUUGAUGGUCCUGUACGAUGGUGGCAAGCACGCAGAGGAGGUCCCCGGUCUGCUUGGCACCACCCAGAACGAGCUCGGAAUCCGGAAGUGGCUCGAGGAUCAAGGUCACACUCUGGUCACCACCUCUGACAAGGAGGGUGAGAACUCAACCUUCGACAAGGAGCUUGUCGACGCCGAGAUCAUCAUUACCACUCCUUUCCACCCUGGCUACCUGACCGCCGAGCGCCUCGCUAAGGCGAAGAACCUGAAGCUCGCCGUCACCGCUGGUAUCGGCUCCGACCAUGUUGACCUGAACGCUGCCAACACCACCAACGGUGGCAUUACUGUUGCCGAGGUCACGGGUUCCAACGUCGUCUCCGUCGCCGAGCAUGUCGUCAUGACCAUCCUGACCCUCGUCCGCAACUUUGUCCCCGCUCACGAGCAGAUUGAGCGUGGAGAUUGGGAUGUCGCCGAGGCCGCCAAGAACGAGUUCGAUCUCGAGGGCAAGGUCGUCGGUACCGUCGCCGUUGGCCGUAUCGGUGAGCGUGUGCUGCGCCGCCUCAAGCCCUUCGACUGCAAGGAGCUGCUCUACUACGACUACCAGCCUCUGAGCCCUGAGAAGGAGAAGGAGAUUGGCGCCCGGCGCGUCGAGAACCUCGAGGAGAUGUUGGCACAGUGUGACGUCGUCACCAUCAACUGCCCACUGCACGAGAAGACUCGCGGCCUGUUCAACAAGGACCUCAUCAGCAAGAUGAAGCCAGGCUCAUGGCUCGUCAACACCGCCCGUGGAGCCAUCGUCGUCAAGGAGGACGUCGCCGAUGCCCUCAAGUCCGGCCAGCUCCGCGGCUACGGUGGUGACGUCUGGUUCCCUCAGCCCGCGCCUAAGGACCAUCCCCUGCGCUACGCCAAGAACCCCUUCGGAGGCGGCAACGCCAUGGUCCCUCACAUGUCUGGUACCUCGCUCGAUGCCCAGAAGCGUUACGCCGACGGCACAAAGGCCAUCCUGCAGUCCUACCUGACCGGCAAGUUCGACUACCGGCCCGAGGAUCUCAUCGUGACCAACGGCGACUACGCCACCAAGGCUUACGGCCAGCGUGCUGCUAAGAAGUAA